Molecule: messenger RNA, 1755 nt
Organism: Periconia digitata
Lineage: Eukaryota; Fungi; Ascomycota; Dothideomycetes; Pleosporales; Periconiaceae
Source: the annotation of a GenBank genome assembly
UCACUCUUUUCUUCAUCCACUGACAACAUGUCGACGUUCUUCUCUAAACAACCAGAUGCUGUUGCUUCCUCUCCUCUCGACAACACCGCCAAGGACGACUCGACCCCAUCUGAUAUCGAUCAUGGGAAUGGCUCUCUGUAUCAUGUAAAACAGGCGAAACGCCAGAUCGGCGUCACGUCUGCCGUCUUCCUCAUAUUCAAUCGAAUGAUUGGAACCGGUAUCUUCGCGACGCCCAGCGCCAUCUUCUCCCUCUCUGGCAGUGUCGGCCUUUCGCUCUUCAUAUGGGUUGCCGGUAUGCUCAUCGCAGCUGCCGGUAUGGCCGUCUACCUCGAGUUUGGCACUGCGAUCCCACGUAACGGUGGCGAGAAGAACUACCUUGAAUAUGUCUACCGACGACCAAAGUUCCUCGUCACUGCCCUCUAUACGGGAUAUGUCGUGCUGCUCGGAUGGGCUGGCUCCAACUCGGUCGUCUUCGGAGAGUACAUCCUUCACGCUGCCAAUAUCGAGGUCAACCGCUGGAACCAGCGUGGCAUUGGUCUUGCCUGUAUCACUGCUGCCUUCCUCAUCCACGGCACGGCCCUGAAAUGGGGUCUUAGGCUCCAGAACCUGCUCGGCAUCAUCAAACUCUUGAUCAUCCUCCUCAUCGUCGUAUCUGGCUGGGCCGCCCUAGGCGGAGCACUACGCAUCGACAAGCCCCACAACUUUGACAAUGCCUUCGAGGGCACAACAGGUAGCGCCUACGGAGUCGUGACAGCGCUAUACAAUGUCAUCUGGAGUUACAUUGGCUACUCGAACGCGAACUACGCACUCUCGGAGACACGCAACCCAGUCCGCACACUCAAGAUCGCGGCACCACUCGCUUUAGGCUCGGUCGCUAUCCUCUACAUGCUCGUCAAUAUCGCCUACUUCGCCGCCGUCCCUGCCGAGGAACUCCUGAGCUCCAAACGCCUCGUCGCGGCCUCCCUCUUCCGCAACGUCUUCGGCCCCACCGCCGAACGCGCCCUCUCCGUCUUCGUCGCCCUCUCAGCCUUCGGAAACGUCCUCAGCGUCAUCUUCUCUCAGGGCCGUCUGGUGCAGGAACUGGGCCGCGAAGGCAUCCUCCCAUUCAGCCGCCUUUGGGCCAGCAACCGCCCCUUCAACGCACCCCUCGCGGGUCUCUUCGAGCACUGGCUCGUGUCCGUCGUCAUCAUGCUCGCCCCACCUCCCGGCGAUGCCUACAAUUUCAUCCUAAACGUCAUCUCGUACCCGCUCGCCGUCGUCAACGUGUUCGUCGCUGCCGCCCUCGUCCACCUCUACCUCAACCGUCGCGCGUGGAACUGGAACCCUCCCAUCAGCGCUACGCUCCCCGUCGUUGUUUUCUUCCUGCUCAGCAACAUCUACCUCGUCGUUGCGCCGUUCGUUCCACCUGAGGAUGGCAAUAGCGUGUAUGAGACUCUGCCGUACUAUCUGCACUGUCUUGUCGGUAUUGCGAUUAUCCUGGCCGGAGGCGUGUAUUGGGUUAUUUGGGCUGUUGUGUUACCGAAAUUGGGUGGGUAUCGGUUGGAGAGGGAGGAGGUUGUUGAUAAUAUUGACGGGUGGGAGAGGCAUGUUUUCAAGCGGGUUCCUAUCUAAAAGAGAGAGAGAGAGAGAGAGAUUUUUGUUUGUAUGAUACCCUUUUAUCCAACCUUUCUUCGAGGUUGAAGCUCUGUUCAAAUUAGAUUUUGGUUCGUAAAUGUUCGGAAGAUCAGUGGAAGUGUUGUUGUGAUACGAAUAACC